Messenger RNA from Micropterus salmoides (largemouth bass), 2879 nucleotides. It is a transcript of the gene ribc2, whose product is annotated as RIB43A domain with coiled-coils 2. Lineage: Eukaryota; Metazoa; Chordata; Actinopteri; Centrarchiformes; Centrarchidae. The record is from RefSeq and is a predicted model, not a curated record. The transcript has 7 exons. The coding region runs from base 1271 to 2362 and encodes 363 amino acids.
GCGUCAAAUGCAACCAAUAACGCUAAUUAAAAAUGUGUUGUUAUCGUUAAUGGCUGUCACCCCACCCACCCCUAAAUUUCCUAAUUUGAAUAAAACUUAAGAUGACAUUUUUCAGAACCACUCUCUUGCAUCAAAAUCUGUUAACAUACUGAAUCAGCAAUGGAAAGGUUGCGGCAUGGUAGGUGAUCACACACAUUUUGGGACCUCUGUAUUGUCAUGACCUGCUGGGUACUAGAGAUGAAAAUUAUAGCUUUCUGGCUAAAUCUGACAUUUUCACUACAACGUUAACUAAUAUGCUCUGUCCCUUUUAAAUAAAUAGAUAACAUUCAUAAACGCUAUUUGUUCAAUCAUAGGGCUGAAGUUUAGGUUAUUGCAGAGUUUGUCAUUCUUAUCACUGACUACAGGGAUACCAUUAACUUUGGAUAGUUCACAUAGCCUAAUAAACAGAUUAGUUCAAGUUCAUUCUUAAGCCUGAGACAGUAGAAAAUUCCUCAACACAUCUAGUUGCUUUGAUCCUUUCCUCUCUCAAAAAAAAAGUUUCAUUCAAUGUAUCAAUUGCUAGUUGAGAUUUAAUUAAAAUGGUCACUAUACUUUGGAACCAUAGACUGUAUAAAAACUUGAAACUGUACCUUUUUUGUACAGCCACAAUUUGUGUGACAACAAAAAGGGGCCUUCCCCCACAGACUGUGACCACUGAAUUGGCUACAACCAUAGAGACUACGACCCCUGCUGGGUUUCUCGAUUUUUUGGGGAGGGACGUCUGGUCACCCUACUAUGCAGUUUAUAAUUUAAUUUAUAAAGCUUCAAACUGUUUAAGCAUGUUUGGAUGACAAUGACAAUCUAUGACACUCCGACACAUAUUUGUGUUGUGGAGAUGACAUAACUGUGGUUGUGAUUUGGCGCUCUAUAAAUAAAAUUGAAUUGAAUUUGUAGCACCGUCCAUCUUGUUUCCAAAUUCCACUUAAAAGCACUUGAACAAAUUCGGGAAAUGGGACGAUCCGAGGUGACUGCAGCAUUUCGCUACAAGGUACAACAAACCUGUUCAUGUAAAAAUAUUUCGAAGCGGCAGCUUUUCUUAAAUGUUGCUAAUAGUUAUAUUAUUCAAAGCUUCAUAUUUAACCUCCUUUUAGUGCCAGGCAGGGCGGAAUAACCCGGAAAGGACCGACAUUCUACGAAGGCUCGGGACACUGGUAUCCAAGCAACCAGUGUGUUUCUCAGCAGUUUCCGUUUAACGCCACACUUACGGUAAUGUAACAACUUUUCUGUCAAAAUGUAUAAUGUGGAAUUACUCUCAGACCGCAUUGCUAGGACAAGUCUACAGAGGCGUCGCAACAAAGAGGCUGAAAGACAAGAAAGGAUUUUUAAUGACAAAGUGAGGACGAUUGGGGUUGACAAGGAAGCACUGGACAUGCAAGUGAAGGAAAAGAAGGAACGAGAAGCGGCAGAAAAAGACAAACAAAACGCACAAGAUGCUGAUGUGCUCCACAAUAGCAAAGUAGCUUGCCUUCUGCAUAGCAGACAAGUGAAGGAGAAGCAUGCAAUGGAAAAGGCCAUUGUCAGCUACAGGCAUCAGUGCCAGCCGCCUUGGAGCCAGCGGGAAUUUGACCUGAAUGACCCAGACCGCUGUAGGAAAACAGACCUAGGUGAUGCAGAGAUGAUGCUCCCUGGCCUGGUGGGCGAGGACCCGGACAGUAAAAGCAGAAAGCAGAGACAGAGGGAGCAGCUCAGAGAGUGGCUCCUCCAGCAGCAGAGUGAGCAAGCAGCAGAAAGGCAUCAGCGAAAAGUGGAAGAGCAGCGCUAUGACCAAAGCAGAGUGGAAAUGGACAACAAAGCUCUGCAGCUUCAGAGCCUUGACACAGAGAAGAGAAAAGCAGCAGUUAUUGCCACUAAAGAGUACAAUCUGGCCAAGAUUGAAACAAAGCGGCGCCACUGCCAGGUAGAGGAACGUAAUGACGAGGGUAAUCGAGAAGAUACCAUGAAUCACCUCCUGACAGGUGUAGAUGCUGAACCCACCCUGAGCGUGGUGGGGGUGCCUGGUCUUUGUCCCAGCAGUGAUAUGAGAGCCCCUCCAGAAAGCCAGCAGCAGAUCAUUCAGUUCCAGAAAUAUCAAAUAGAGGAGAAAAAGAAGAUGGAAUUAGAGAAAAAGCAAGAAGAGCAGCAACACGAUCGCAUCCGCUUGGACUCGGCUCGCACAGCUCUGUUAAUGGAGAGGCAGCAGGCGAGACUGAACAAGCAGCUGAGACGACACCUGGACAGCACCAACGUCAAACUAGCCGAAACACACAAACAACAGAAACCAGACAUUGAAAGAGGGUGCAUUGACGACAGCUUCUUCUCCAAAUUCAACACCUGCAGCAGAUGAUGGACGACGCGCUGCGCUGAUGACUGGCACCUUCCAGUGGCUAUGCACUGGUAUUGGUGCUACAUGAGAAGAACACUUGAUAAACUCAACCACACAGUGAAUCAGCACUUGUCCUUUAAUGUAGUACACAACAUUUACAUGUCUGGAUGACGCUGACAAUUGUUCAUAUGAAUCUUGGCUAUUGCUUAAAAGGCAGAAAUUACAUACUUUCUUUUGUUUCUUAUUUUUCAUAGAUCACAAUGCCUAAAUGAGCAAAGGUUAACUCUGCCUUCUUACAUAUUUAUGACAACAAAACAUCUGAAAAAUUACUUUCAAGUAAGGACUAUAAAGCGGUCUACUACGGCCUUCUUCCAUUUUAACUAACUACCUGUAACACUCUUACAAAGCACAAACACACUACAAAGAGAAAUUGAACAACUAUGUCUGGAACUGUUACUUACUCCAAAACACUGGUAAACCUGAAUCUUAAAGUGCAAAUACAUACAAAAUCCUUAAUAAAACUAGAAAUUACAAUGUG